Molecule: messenger RNA, 4374 nt
Organism: Sciurus carolinensis (gray squirrel)
Lineage: Eukaryota; Metazoa; Chordata; Mammalia; Rodentia; Sciuridae
Gene: Tmem192
Product: transmembrane protein 192
Exons: 6
Coding region: 106-921 (271 amino acids)
Cellular component (GO): lysosomal membrane; late endosome
Source: RefSeq, a predicted model, not a curated record
CGGGGGCCGCAGGUCCCAGAAGGUGGCGACUUUCCUGGGCCUGCGGCGCCUCGGCGCAGGUGGAGAGGUCAGGCUGGAGGGGCCUUCGGCCUCCGGCGUCGGGAAAUGGCGGCGGGGGUCAGGAUGGAGGACGGUUCCUUGGACAUCAUCCAAAGUAUUGAAGAUGACCCACUUCUGGAUGCCCAGCUUCUCCCACAUCACUCAUUACAAGCUCAUUUUAGACCCAGAUUCCACCCUCUUCCUACAGUCAUCAUAGCAAAUCUUCUUCUGUUUAUCCAUGUUGUGUUUGUUAUCUUAGCGUUCUUGACAGGUGUGCUUUGUUCUUACCCUGACCCCAAUGAGGACAAGUGCCCUGGAAACUACACCAACCCCCUGAAAGUUCAGACGGUCAUUAUCCUGGGAAAGGUCAUCUUGUGGAUUCUGCAUUUGCUCCUUGAACGCUACAUUCAGUAUCACCACAGCAAAGUGAGAAACCGCGGCUACAAUCAGAUCUACCGCGCCACGAGGCAUCUGAAGAGACUCGCCCUGAUGACACACUCCACCGGCAACACGAUGCUCCUCCUCAUACUGUGCAUGCAGCAUUCUUUCCCUGAGCCCAGCAGGUUGUACCUUGACCUCAUUCUGGCCAUCCUGGCCCUGGAACUGCUCUGUUCCCUGACCUGUCUGCUCAUUUAUGCAGUGAAAAUUAGACAAUUUAAUAGAGCCAAACCACAACCUGAUGUACUUGAAGAAGAAAAAAUCUAUGCUUACCACAGCAAUAUUACCUCGGAAACUGGAUUCAGGACUAUGUCAAGCCUAGAAGAAAUUGUUGAAAAGCAAGGAGACAUAAUAGUAUACCUGAAGCGACACAAUGCCCUCUUGAGUAAGCGGCUGUUGGCACUCACUUGCUCAGACCUAGCCUCUCAGCCAAGUAGAACAUGAGAGGCUCGCAGGCUUGACCAUCGCUGAAGAGUCCAGAGCAACCUCAGACUGAAUGAUGGCCUGCCAUGCUGCCAUGGGGAACCACAGCCCUUGCUGAAUAACACUGUGUAGUGCGUGUUGGAAACUUGAACUUGGUUCUCACUUGUGUGGCUGUUUAGUAGAUGGGGCUGGUGGAUCAUUUGAAAGGUACUUUGUAGAAGCCUGGUUAACCUGAGAAGAAUGUCUGUUUUGUACAUUUUUAAAUAAUUUAACUUCUUGGUUUUUCCUAGGAUCAAAGGUAUAGCUUAAUCAUCCCAUGGUCCACAGUUUUUCUACAUGAUAUUAGAUCCCUAUAAUAGCUGGGGAUAUCGCUCAGCAGUAGGACAUGUGCUUAGCACGCACAAACCCCUGGUUCAGUCCAUAGCCAAUCCCCCAACCCCCCCUAAAAAAGGCAUGUAGUAACAUGGCUAUUUGUAAAGAAAGACUGACAUAAUGGUUUGUUUCAAACAGGGGUUGAUUGAACGUAUUUCACCACUGAGCUAUGUCCCCAAUUUUCUUUCUUUCUUUCUUUCUUUCUUUCUUUCUUUCUUUCUUUUUUUUUUUUUUUUUAAUUUUGAGAUAGGGUCUCAUGAAGUUACGGAGGCUGACCUCAGACUUGGAAUCCUCCUGCCUUAGCCUCGUAAGGCACUGGUAUUACAGGUGUGCACCACACCCCACACAUUCUUCCAAAUCUUAAGCCGAUGAGAGAAGUCAUUAUUUCUUGGGUUUUAUGUUCUUUCCCUACAGAGCCUUGUCACGUGUUUUAUAUGCUUAUGUGAUACUGAAUAACAACUGAGUUUGUGCAACCUUUGUCAUCCCCUCAGGCACGCUCUCCCACUGGGCUGUACCCCAGCCCCUUGCAGCUUUCAUAGAGACUUUCCUCCUAUAGCACCAAGGCCUCACCAGGUGAUCAACAAUAUAAAAUCUACAUGGGUUUGUUCUUUCAGAACAAGAUAGGAAAAUUACCUGGACCAGUGUGAGCCCGACCAGCAAUACCUGUUACCUGGGCAGUACCUUCCCUUCCAUUGGCAAAAGCUGAAAAAUUUAAAGAGUUUAUGUCUUUCCAUUUUUUUUUUUUUUCCUCUUCUUCGAGAAGCUACCAUCAUUUCUAAAUUAAUUAUCCUUUCAUUGGAUCAGUAAUUUCACUAUAGGAAUGAAACCUUCUAUGGUUUUAAGUCUAUCUAAAUAGAAAAAAGGCAGUUUAUUUAGACUUGGAUUAUAUGUAAAAAUUGUGAUGGAAAUAAAAUAUAUAUACACAUACUAAACAUACCUAGUUGUUGAGAUAAAAAUGAAGUAUUUUUAUGAGCAAAUGGUAUUAUUUUUCCAUUCUUCCUAGUGUACCCUUUAAUUUAUCAAUUUGCUCUCAGCCCCUCUACAAGCUGCCUUAGAAAGAUUUUUUUUUGUCAUUAAAGGCUCAAUUUGAGGGGAAGAGAUAUUUGUGAUUAUGCAGUGAUUAUGUGUAGCCAGUAGAUGAAUACUCUAACUUGAAAGCUGUACAUAGCUUUAUAGGAAUGUGUUGGAUGUACCACAUAGACAAGGAAUGUGUUCAUUUGAUCUGCUGUUACUGAUGGAGAGCAGAUACUUGUUUCCUUUAGAUACAGCCAUUGCUGGGGCAUCUAAAAUUUUUCUACUAAGAUAAGCAUGAUUAUGUGUCACCUGCAAGUAAAUUCAGUUGAAUCCUCAAAAUAGUGACAUUCACAAACCGAAGCCAAAUUGUAUUUUUAAAAUUUAGAUUAUAAAUUCUCAGCCUUGUGUAGUGGUGCGUGCCUGUAAUGCCAGCAGCUCAGGAGGCUGAGGCAGGAGGAUCGCAAGUUCAAAGUCACUCUCAGCAAAUUAGCAAAGUUUGAGACCCUGUCUCAAAAUGAAAUAUAAAAAGGAAUGGGGAUGUGGCUUAAUGGUUAAAGCACCGCUGGGUUCAAUCCCCAGUACCAAAAAUUAGAUUGUAAGUUCCCUCCCUUCUUCCUUUCCUUUCUUUAUAGUAGGUCUCUCGAAGCUAUUGCCUUCUCUGGAAAAUUGUUCCUACAUUCUGGAAGAGCCUACAGCCAUUGCACUCAGUUGUUUUCCUUAAAACACCAGUGGUUUUGAACCAGGCAUGGUGACACACACUGGUAAUCCCAGAGACUCAAGACGACUGAGGCAGGAGGAUCUGAAGGUGAAGGCCAGACUGAGCAAUUUAGUGAAAUCCUUUCUCAAAAUAAAAGGAAAGGACUGGGGAUGUAGCUCAGUGGUAAAGCACCCUGGGUUCAGUCCUCAGUACAGGGUGGAGGGAUGGCGUUCCCCACUGAACACACUCCUAGCCCUUUCUAUUUUUUAUUUUGGGGCAGAGUCUUACUGACACCCAGGCGAGCUUCGAGCUUGUGAUCCUUCUAUGUUAGUCUCCUAAAUUGCUUGGAUUACAGAUGCAUGUCACUAUGCCCAGCUCCCACCAGUGGUUUUAAGGAAAUAGUAUUUAUUUUAAAAUGAAGUUUAGAUAUAUUCAAUUUCUGAGAUUUACUUGAUGAACAUUGGUUUACAGGGAAAGGUAUAAUAAAGUCAGGGGUUUGAUGUGAUACCUGUAUAAUCACCAACAUUUUUCUAAACCAAAUAAUGAACAUUUCAAACAAUAAAUGAAAGUCUCAGUACUAGCAGAAUAAAAAAAUGAACAAAACUAUUUAAAUGUUAGGGAUUCUAGUCAUUGAACUCGUUCUGUGCUAGCAUUGUGGAGACAAAAAUAAAAAACUGGCUUACAGCUUACAUUCUAGGGAGGGAAAUGAUUUCCAGGCUCUGUACUAAAUGCAGUAAUGACAGUAAGCCCUGGAUAUAGGGGUACAGAAUCACAGACCUGUAAUCCCAGCUACUAGGGGUCUAAGGCAGGAGGAUCACAAGUUGGAGGCCAGCCUCAGCAACUUUGUGACACCCUAUUUCAAAAUAAAAAGGCUGGGGAUGUAGCUCAGUGGCAGAAUACUCCUAGAUUCAAUCCUGGUAAAAGGAUUGAAAAAAAGACACUAUAGAAGCACCAAGUUGGAGGAUACACUGAAGUGGUAGAUUUUAGGAGUUCCUGGCAAAUUAAUCAGUAGAGAAAAAAAGCAGAUAGCUACAAAAUACCACGAGCACAUUGUGUAGAAUGCAUUGUAUAGAACUUGAAAACAGUUCUCCAGAGUUUGGAGGCUUUGACUGUAUGCUGAGGAGCUUGCACUUUAUUGUAUUGACAAUGGGAUCCACUAAAAGAUUUGUUAAGGAAAUGAUGUCACUUUUAGGAGGACCUGAUAGUAGUUUGAUAUAGAGGAAAGGUGGUAGCAAAAAGAUAUGACCCUAAACCAGGGCAGAUAUAAGAACAUUUAAUUAUGAGUAUAUAUGUGUAUAUGUAAAUAUAAAGAUAGACUUAGAUGUACAUGUGUGAUCCAAAUGACAAUAGCAUCAUGACAUAUUGUAAAGUUAAAAGCUCGUUAUUUUUUA